GUGUCAGUUGAUCCGCUUGUUUUAGGAACAUACUAGUGAGUCGAUUUAAUUAACUUCCUUGUUAAGGACGACACUGCUGAAGAGAGUGUAAACUAAAGCCAUGUGCUGCAUAGAGGAGUAACAUGUAUACAUUAGUACAGAACAGGGAAUACUAGGGGUUUACAUUGGUCAUUGUACACGCCCAUAUUUCCAACAGACAUUCAACGUGCAGAUGAAUCGUGGUCAAAGAAAUCAGCAUUCAAACUUCAACCAUCGUGGGAGUCGUGGAGGCGACAGGGAUGGAGGAAUUGAUUUCAAUAGACAAGGGCUCCUGGGAGAACCACCAGGGAUAGGUGGAAUGAACAGUCCCCAGAUGGCAGGAGGACUUGGACUCUUGGGGAGUGCUCCAGGGCAGGGAAUGCCAAGUGGGAAUAUCUCUGGACCAUUAGCAGGAAUGAACCAGAAUAUGUUUGGUGGAAUGGGAGGAGGGAUGGGACCACAAUUGGGGAUGGGCCAAGGAGGGAAUUGGGCAACAACACCAAGGAAGAGGAAGCAUGGAUCAAUCUCACAACCAAAGUGACAUGAACAGAGCUGGUCAAGGCGGUAUGAAUCAUGGUGGAUCAAACCAGGGUAUGAUGGGUAUGCAGCAACAAAUGGCAGCUGCAGCAAUGAGGGACUCACAGCUCCAGUUGGUCAGUAACCUCAUACAGCAGCAAGGAGGCAUGUCUUCAUCAUUGAUGGGUGGGCCUAACCAGGGUGGAAUGAUGUCUGGGGGCAAUGGCAUGGGAGGUGGAGCUGGCCUGCUAGGCAUGGGUGGUAUGGGCAUGAACGAGAUGGGUCGGAACUCUGAACGACGAAACAGUGGUGGAAACAGCAUCCCAUCACUGUUUGACAUCAACACUAAAAAGACUGGACUCCUUGGAAAAAGAGGAAACAAUAACAACAGAGAACGUGAGAGUCGCUUUUCGAACAACCAGAACAACAACAAACGAAUGAGACAGAAUAGUCAGGGGCAAUCCCCUAGAGGCUUUCACCAAAACCGUCAAGGUCAGCAAUAUCGUCAGAGUCGCUGGAGCGAUCGCAGCCCUACCCGAGCUGGCGGUGUCCGCCCCAGAGAGCGAGAUUUCCGACGUCCAUCAAGCAGGGACUCAAAAUACUCUGACCGUUCCCCGAACUCCCGCACUUCGCGGGACAGGCGGGAAUCAGGAUCAUCAAGGAAGGAUGAGUCAGAGGAGUAUGAUCCAGCACAACCAACAGAAGAAGAUGAUGAGCUGGAUGUUCCGCCACUGGAGAGUGACCCAGAGGAUGUCCUGAUACCCGAGGUUACUGUUCAGUUGAAUCAUGACGACAAGCAGUCAAAGGAUGAGGAUGUGGAUGAAUCCAUGGAGGAAGACAGCAAGUCUCCGGGCAUGGCUGAGGGUGGGGACUCCAGCCUCACUAUCACACUCAGCGGGUCUGGACGCUCUGUCAAUGAUGCUAAUACUGAGAAAACGGAAGAUACUACCCCAACAAAAAAAUCCAGUUACUACUGUCAUGCCUGUGGAGUGGAAUGUCGUACAGAGGAGGGUUUCGCCAAGCACAUGAAUGGAAAGAAGCACAAGGUUAGGAUGGAGAGUCUGCUCACUCUGCAUCAGGAGAAAUCAAAGCAGUUUGAGGCAAGGAUCAAAGCAGAGGAGCAUCUGAGAAAGAUUGAAGGGAAGCCAAGACAUGAGAGGCGCAGCAGUGGAGGAGAAGGUGGCCGGUAUCAUAAUUUACCUGGGCGGUACUCCAGAGAUAACUUUGGUAAUACUCCACCUUCUGGUCGCUUCCGACAACCAGGACCCACCCAUAUGACCCCUUCAGGUCAACGCCGUGGCAACCAAGGAAGCUCGGGUGGGGCUUGGUUAAGAAAGAAUCUCCGAGAUCGUGCUAGGAAGUCCAGCAGAGAAGAGGAGGAGGAUAAUGGUUUUCCAGAUUUUGGUGACAUGGUCACUGUCGAUACCAUUGGAUUUGAAGAUGAUUAUCUAUCUCAGGAUAAGUCUGAUGAAGAACAGGAGGGGCUAGACCGAGAUCAGACUGAGUACCCCGAAAAAGCUGACAAAAUUGACAUUGAUCACAGUAAACAAGUGUAUGACCCAGACGUUGCUGUUGGUCAGAAGUUUAUAGUACCAGUUUCUGGAUUCUUCUGUAAACUAUGUCAUCGCUUCUACAACAGUGAAUCAGCUGCCAGAGUCAGCCAUUGCCAGUCGGAGUCACACUUUAAAAAUUUCCAGAAAGCUAUGUUAACCAAAGCACUCAAUAAAAAGAAUAAGAAAGCUAAUACAACAGACCCAGCAAAGCAAAAACCAAAUGAAUCGGUAGAAAAUCUGGAGAAGUCUGAUAACCAAGAAAACCAAUCAAAAAGUGGACAGGAAGUGAUGGACAUACCUGAUUGUCCUAAAGGGCAAAUAGAGAAAUCAAAGAUUACGCAAAGCAAUGGUGAUAUCAGUUCUGUUAGCCAGUCAGAUGAUUCUGUAAUGAAACCAAAGGCAGAAAUCGAUAAUGUAGCAGAAAUUGACCCAGAUACAGAGGUAAAAUUAUUGGAGCGUACAAGCGAGGCAGGGAGCCCUGAUGUUCCAGAUGAGGAUAGCUUACUAGAAGAGGAGGAGGAAAUGGAAGAGGCUAUGGAGGCAGAGUCAGAGGAGCCUAAAUCAGAACCUGUGAAUACUAAGCCCAGUCAGAGAGGAAGGGGUGGCACUAGGGGCCGAACAAGGCGGGGCAGACGAGGAAAAAAUUGAUGGUUGGGCCUGCUUGGAAUUUCGGCAUGUAAUUGAUAUCACAUUGGCGACAAAUUGAGGUUUCUGAUUGUCAGACAUUCAGUUACCAUAUAUAUAUAUAUUUAAAAAGGAAUAACUUGACUUCGGAAAAUGGUCAGUCAAAAGACCAAAAGAAGAUUUUGUCAUUGUCCGACUGAAUUGCACUAGUAGAAUGGAGGAAUAUAACAUUGUGGAUCUGUGAUUGAUAACAAACCCAUUGAUGAGGGACUAUUCUGUUAUAUAUUGUGACAGGGUGUUUUAUAUGGCAGCCAUAUCAAUAAUCUUGUGAUGAGGUAAGACCUCAGUCAUGUGGUAUUAUUAAGUAAGGAUUCUUUUGAGUGAUGAGCGUAAUAAUGUAUUAAUGUUGUACAUAAACCUACAUAAUACUGUAUUGUGCAGUACAUCUUUUAAAUUUCUUUUCUGGGAUUAAAUUCCUUCUGAUCUGGAAUUUCUUGAUUGCUGUGUGAACUUAUCAAUGCAUAGGAGUUGUUGAUAUAAGAAAAUUAUGAUUUUCUCUGUGUGUGGUCAAUGUUGAGCUGUAUUCCUAUAUUUUGGGAUCUGUUCUGUCUGUCGGAUGCUAAUCCUAUUGUAACAGUUUACCAUGUAAAAGAUUAGUAAAAAAUGGUAAAUUUUGUAUAAUUACAAAUUAGAAACUUUCACAGAAUUAUUAAAAGCUAUUUUGCUGAAGUACAAAUUUGUGAUGUAUGUUAUAUAAAGUAUUGUUUGGUUGAAAAGUUAAAUAAUACUUCUAACAUUUCAAAGAUGAAUAUUAACUUUGAUUAUGAUAAGAAUGAUUUUGUUUGUCUGAAAUUUUCAUGGAAGUUUUCAUUGAGUGAUGGAUGGAACCGAAACUUAUUCUGUCAGAACACAAAAGUGACAUGAAUAUUGGACCAAAGGUGCCAUAGAUUGGAGAAACUUGAUUUUGAAUAUACUGCCAAUGAUAUACAUAUCCAUAAAUUUGCUAUUGUUUGUUCUUGCCACUGAAAAAGUAUUGCCGCCAUUAUACAUGUUGUACAGUAUUGAUAUCUCAACUAUUAAGAAAUGCCCUCUGUUUGUGUAUAUUCUUUUAAGUAGGAUGUGUUUUACUUUAUAAAGAGAUAAAAUUAUGUUUUCCUAGCAAAUUACAAUGACCUUUUAGGUGUAUGUCUUAUUACAAUUGUUUCAUCUUUGCAUCAUUCAGGCCAUAUUUUUUUAAUUAUUAUUUUUUGUUCAGAAUCUUUAAAUAUUACUAUUACCGGUGAAGAAAGAAAGAAAGAAAGUAAUUCUCAAAUUUGCUAUAGUAUUUCAUGGAAUGUGUUUGGUCGUGUUUUUGUUGCAAACUGUACCUUAAAGAUAUCACUACCUAAAUGUGAAAAUUAUAUGUCAAUAUUUGGCUGUUUAAAAUGGUUUCAAAAUACAUUAUAUGCAUCAACAUAAUUUCCCAUGAACAUUUUAAACAAGAAAAAUACAUUUAGAUGAUAUAUAGGCUAUAGUUGUCAUGUGACAUUUCUUUGUUUUAAGCAUGUUGUGAUUAUGAUUUGAUUUUGAAUUAUUUUAAGUAUUAGUGAAAUUCCUAGAGGCAGUGGAAAUGUGACCAUGUAGGGAGUAUUUUCACUCUAAGCUUGUACAAUGUAAAUGUCUUUUAAGCUAGUGUAUUACAUUGUUGAAUGUAGAAUAGAAAUUAGAAAUUUUUAUGUUUAAAUGAUGGUAUUUAUUUGGUGGUGUUUUUUAUGUUGGAUUAGAAGUUGUGAUUGUAAGUAUUAUUUACUUGGAGAGUUAUAUAAUAGCUAGAGAGUUACUAAUUAGGUGUGUGUACAUUUCUUCAUGUAAUUUGUGAUAGCAUUACCUAGUACUUGUGUACAGGACCUCAAAUCAAACUUAACUUUCCUAUUGUGCAUUUAUGUAUGGAAACUAGUGCUUUUACAUGUUUACAUGUGUUUUAUAUGUUCAGAAAUGUUAUUGUCUUUGUUUUUUUCUUUUUCCUAGAUUUAACGUUUAAUGUUUAUCUUUACACCUUACUUAGUAUUCCCCAUCACAAAUGAUGUCUGUAUAUAUGUGAAGACAAUUUUACCAGUGUGAUGUAUCCGUUAUUUUCAGAAACAAUGAAACUUGCCCAGUCAAGUAAUUGAAUUGCUGAAUUAGCUUUCUUUGGCACAUUGUUUGGUGGUUUCAAACAGACAUUUGGACAUUAUUUUAGUUAAUUUCUAAAGGUAUAUAUGAAGAAACUUUGUCAAUCAACUUGCCAUGCUGGAAUGAAUAUGUGUUUUAACACAAAAAAACUGAUAUUUGUUGCACAAGGUGAAACAGCAAACUUAGCAAACUUAUUCCUUGUUUACAGAUAAAAUGAUAGAAAGUUAAUGCCAAGAUUGUAAUUUCUGGUAUAAAAAAUUCAUUUUAUUCUUCAUUUGGAGGGUGCUGCUAGGUGACUAAUCAAUUGUCUGUUUCAGAUUUGAAUUAUCCUCAAGUGGCAUAGAUUAUCGAAAAAUCAUAACAAAUUUACGUUUUCUUCUUGUGACAAGAUAUGUACUGAUACAUAACACUGGGUAUAUACAUGUAUAACAUUUAGAAGUCGUGAUCUAGUACAUAUUGCACAUGGUUCUCUCCCUUGUGUCACAUCAUCUUCAAUUUGACCUACUGUCGCACUGUAUAAAUCAAAUGACACACCAUUUCCUUGUUAUUUUACACUUUUUAUACACUCUUUAAACUGAAAUAACAUAUUAUUUGUAAUACAA
Messenger RNA from Pecten maximus, 5464 nucleotides. RefSeq names its product general transcriptional corepressor trfA-like. The coding region runs from base 534 to 2735 and encodes 733 amino acids. Gene Ontology annotation, molecular function: nucleic acid binding; zinc ion binding. Lineage: Eukaryota; Metazoa; Mollusca; Bivalvia; Pectinida; Pectinidae. The transcript has 13 exons. The record is from RefSeq and is a predicted model, not a curated record. Gene Ontology annotation, cellular component: nucleus.